Etheostoma cragini (Arkansas darter) is the source of this 2163-nucleotide messenger RNA. It is a transcript of the gene dnajc11a, whose product is annotated as DnaJ (Hsp40) homolog, subfamily C, member 11a. NCBI's taxonomy places the organism in Eukaryota, Metazoa, Chordata, Actinopteri, Perciformes, Percidae. The record is from RefSeq and is a predicted model, not a curated record. Gene Ontology annotation, biological process: cristae formation. The transcript is spliced from 15 exons. Bases 103 to 1734 code for a protein of 543 amino acids.
GGUUUGUUGUUAUUCAUCCCCAACACAAGGGGGCGGCAGGGCGCGCAGAGCCGUCUCGGGUCCAUGUAAAUGACAGGAAAGAAGAGAUGACCGGGUGUAAACAUGGCGUCUGCCUUGGACGAUGAUGACAUCCUUAAUGAUGAUUUUUAUUCCCUGCUUAAUGUCAGAAGAGAGGCAACACAGGACGAGCUGAAGGCGGCAUACAGGCGGUUAUGCAUGCUGUAUCACCCAGACAAACACCGGGAUCCUGAACUAAAGCGUCAAGCAGAACAGCUUUUUAACCUUGUACAUGAAGCUUAUGAAGUGCUGCGUGACCCACAGGCACGAGCUAUCUACGAUAUCUAUGGCAAGAGAGGACUCGAUGUCGAAGGAUGGGAGGUGGUGGAAAGAAAAAGAACCCCUGCAGAGAUCCGAGAGGAGUAUGAGCGUCUUCAGAAAGAGCGAGAGGAGAGACGGCUUCAGCAAAGGACCAACCCAAAGGGAACUAUUAGUGUGGGUAUUGAUGCCACGGACCUCUUUGACCAGUAUGAGGAGGACUACGAGGAUGUGGUCGGAGGGGGAAUCCCACAUGUGGAAAUCAACAAGAUGCACAUAUCCCAAUCCAUAGAGGCUCCUCUUACCACAAAAGACACAGCCAUUUUAUCUGGCUCCUUGUCAACCCACAACGGAAAUGGAGGUGGCACCAUUAACUUGGCUUUGAGAAGAGUCACCUCAGCCAAGGGGUGGGGAGAGGUGGAUUUUUUUUUUUUUUCCUUCAGCUUUGUGACCGCUCAGUGCGGGCUCCAGUUUUCAUCCCGAGGCGUGCGUCCUGGGGUUACCACGGUGCUGGCCCGUCACCUAGACAAGAACACUAUGGGCUAUCUGCAGUGGCGCUGGGGCAUCCAGUCCUCUAUGAACACCAGCAUAGUCAGGGACACCAAGAGCAGUCAUUUCACCUUCGCAAUGCAGCUAGGCAUUCCCCACACUUUUAUGAUGAUGAGCUACCAGUACAAGUUCCAGGAUGAUGACCAGACGAAGAUUAAGGGCUCAGUAAAAUCCGGUUUCUUCGGGACCGUGGUGGAGUACGGGGCCGAGAGGAAGAUCAGUCGACACAGUGUCCUGGGGGCCACCGUCAGCGUGGGGGUGCCCCAAGGCAUCUCCCUCAAGAUCAAACUAAACCGAGCCAGCCAGACGUAUUUCUUCCCUAUUCACCUGACUGAUCAGAUACUGCCAAGUGCUGUAUUUUACGCCACAGUUGGACCACUGGUUUUCUACCUCGCCAUCCAGCAGCUUAUUAUUCGACCCUACGUGCGCGCCCAGAAGGAAGAAGACUUGGAGAAGCAGCAGGAGAGCUCGGCCUCUAAUAUAGCCAGGAAGAAACAGGAGGCAGAGGCUGCUGUCUUGCUCAUGCAGGAGUCUGUGCGCCGAAUUAUUGAAACUGAGGAGUCUAGAAUGGGUCUCAUCAUCCUCAACGCCUGGUACGGCAAGUUUGUGACAGACAACAGUCGAAAACACGAGAGGGCAAAGGUCAUUGAUGUGACUGUGCCGCUGCAGUGUCUGGUGAAAGACUCUAAACUCAUCCUCACUGAGGCCACAAAGUCUGGACUCCCUGGUUUCUAUGACCCCUGUGUGGGGGAGGAGAAGAGCCUGAAGGUGCUGUAUCAGUUCCGCGGAGUCAUGCAUCAAGUCCUUUCAGGAGACAGCGAACCGCUCAGGAUACCAAAGCAAUCUCACAGGAUCGACGCAGACACAUAGGAGCUCCUCCGCUGACCAAAAAAAAGACUCAUCUCUCAGCUGUUUGACAGACGAUGGAUAAACCUGUUUUAGAUACGACACGGAUUGAAGUCCCUGUUACUGAUAAAUCAUGCAUUUACGUUUGGUCUUUAUAUUCAUUCAAAUAUGCAGAGCGGAGCAAAAGCACCACGGACGGGAUUGAUGGUAAUUCAGGAUCCAUGGACAGGGUUGUGGCCCGAUUGAAAUACUAAUGUGAUACUAAAGCAGCGGCUAUCAUCCUAUGUCCAAGGUCCUCUGGCCUCCUUGGUACCCAUUUAUUUUCGGUCUGGCUUGUAAACUACGAUUGAGUUCUAUGGACUGUAUUGUACACACAACUGCAGUGCCUAUGUGAUUGGAUCAGUGAAUGCGCCUCUGUUUAUUUGCCAUAUUAUUAAAAAAAAGAUUCUCUCA